AUGCCCGUAACAGCGGCUGUCAGGGUGAACCAAUUGCAGAAUACAUUCUUAGAGCGCCUAUAUGCCGCCGCUACAUCAGCAAACUCUGCUAUUCCUCAGGGCGCAGCGCCUACGCCCUGGGCGCCAGGCACGCCAGGCGCCGCCAAGGCAGAGUGCUCGUGCCAGGCGUCGCCAGGGCAGGGUCCUCACGCCAGGCGUCGCCACAGCAGGGUCCUCACGCCAGGCGUCGCCACAGCAGGGUGCUCGCGCCAGGCGUCGCCACAGCAGGGUGCUCGCGCCAGGCGUCGCCACAGCAGGGUGCUCGCGCCAGGCGUCGCCACAGCAGGGUGCUCGCGCCAGGCGUCGCCACAGCAGGGUGCUCGCGCCAGGCGUCGCCACAGCAGGGUGCUCGCGCCAGGCGAUCCUAGCAUCCGCGCCCGACGCCCCCAGAGCAGUAUGUUCUCUGUCUGGCAGCACCAGGGCGCAUAA
Messenger RNA from Morchella sextelata, 468 nucleotides. RefSeq lists its product as uncharacterized. The transcript has a single exon. The record is from RefSeq and is a predicted model, not a curated record. Lineage: Eukaryota; Fungi; Ascomycota; Pezizomycetes; Pezizales; Morchellaceae. Bases 1 to 468 code for a protein of 155 amino acids.